Molecule: messenger RNA, 1227 nt
Organism: Pocillopora meandrina
Lineage: Eukaryota; Metazoa; Cnidaria; Anthozoa; Scleractinia; Pocilloporidae
Source: the annotation of a GenBank genome assembly
AUGAGCGAAGAUUUAAAUGCAAGUUCUGCUGCUGGAAUUAAAGAACUGUCACCAACAGUCGUCGGGAUUCAGUCCACAGCCAUCUUUUUGCUUAUGGUUUCUUCGUUGAUAUGCAAUGCACUGGUAGGAUUUGUUCUCGCUAGAAAACCGGAAUUGUUGUCACAUUCUUCCAGCAAGCUUCUCAUGAACUUGACUGCAUCUAGCUUCAUCUUUUCGCUUAUCGUUUUGCCAUUUGUUUUUGCUUCGUCUGUGAGACAGGACUGGUUGUUCGGCAAGGCUUGGUGUCAAACUAGCGGUUUUCUAACAGUUUUACUCUCCGCAACAUCUUUGGCAAUGGUAAUGUUUUUAAGCAUCGAUCGUUAUCACUGCAUAGUGAAUCCGUUAACUUACGCUACCAGAAUGUCACCAGCACGCACAAAUUUUUUCAUUUUGUUUUCAUGGCUGGCAUGCUUGUUCUUGGCUUCGCUGCCUCUCGUCGGCUGGGGAAAAUAUGGCUAUGAACACGCAAAAUUUUCUUGCACUGUUAUUUGGAGUGACACGAUAAGUGAGGGCUAUACGAAACUUUAUUCCGUUGUGACUUUGUUUGUGCCAUUGCUGGUCAUGAUAGUGACCUACUAUUAUAUUUUAAAAGCUGCUCGUCGACAAGCUCGAGUAGGGCAAAUAGCGGUUCUGCCUGCGACAAAUGUGGGUCCAAGGACAAACCGCAACUCUAUAACAUCAAACACGAGUGCGUUUAGCGGAUCAAAAGCCUUGCGUACAACUUUUCUCGUUCUAGGGAUGGUAAUAUUUUGUUGGGGUCCGUACGUGAUAGAGAUUAUUCUAGAAUCGGAGCGAGUGCUUGUGCGGUAUGAGAUACAGACUACGUUUGUGAUGGUGUCUCAUUCAAGCGCAUUACUGUAUCCUGUUAUUUAUGGAUUUCACAUAAGAGCGAUCAGACGGAGUAUCAAGAGACUUGUAGCCUCGAACUUACGGUGUGGUAAUAAUUUUGUUCGACCCUCCAGCGAAACGGGAUUUGUCGUAUCACCCCAGGCAAUGUUCAGAAAUAGAUCGGCUUCGGAGGGUUCUGUGAAUUCGUUCGACAUGGCCUGGUCGCCCCGGCGAGAGAGCGAGAGUCUGUGGACAUUGCCAGCGAUCAAAGAAGAGAUUGAAAAUCAACCCACAAACAGAACUCAUUCGACCGAAGUCACAGACCUAGAGGUUUUCAAUCUUCCGGGUAGCUGCGUCUAA